Messenger RNA from Phyllostomus hastatus (greater spear-nosed bat), 7357 nucleotides. It is a transcript of the gene PLCXD2, whose product is annotated as phosphatidylinositol specific phospholipase C X domain containing 2. The transcript is spliced from 4 exons. Bases 558 to 1583 code for a protein of 341 amino acids. The record is from RefSeq and is a predicted model, not a curated record. Gene Ontology annotation, molecular function: phosphoric diester hydrolase activity. NCBI's taxonomy places the organism in Eukaryota, Metazoa, Chordata, Mammalia, Chiroptera, Phyllostomidae. Gene Ontology annotation, biological process: lipid metabolic process.
GUUACACUUCUGAGCGCCUUCAGGAAGCACAGGGCGGGAGGAGUGUGAGACGAGAAGCCAAGGAGGGAUAGGAGGCAGGCCCAGCUUAUGUGCCAGCCCAGUGACAUACCUAGAAGCCUAAAUCAGGCUGAUGAUGGUGUGUCCCGGGGCUCCCGGGUGUAUAAACCCACCGGCAUUUCUGUAUGCUGUGUAGGCACCUGUCUUAUGAGUAGCUCUGGGCGUGGCUGGUCUUCGGACUUUCAGUCAUUGUAAGAUUUAUCUCUUGGGUCUACCUUCUCUGAGCUCCAGCGGGGAACGUAAGAAGUUUAACGGAGCCCGGACUGAGCAGCUUAAGGGAGGGGAACUGCCGCCGGCCGGAGAGGGUGGGGACUGCGGGUGCUGGGGGAGGAGGGGCAGGAAACCACCUAUUUUCCCCGUCUUCCCAGGCAGAAAGGCCUUUUGCCAAGACUGGUGUGACAAAAGGUGGCCCUGAAAUGUCUAGAGAGCCCGAGCAAUGAUGAUCACUGAGUGAGUGGCACUGGACGCAGCCUGGGCAGUUUGUUGACUGACAGAGAGGGAUGCUAGCAGUUAGGAAGGUAAGGAGGAAACUCAGGAUGGGGAGCAUCUGUUCCCCCAACCCCAGCGGGACAAAGACAUCAUCGGAGGUCUGCAAUGCCGACUGGAUGGCCUCGCUGCCCCCUCACCUCUACAACGUCCCCCUUUCCCAUCUGGCAAUCCCAGGCUCCCAUGAUUCAUUCAGCUACUGGGUGGACGAGAAGUCCCCUGUGGGACCUGACCAAACCCCGGCUAUCAUACGCCUCGCCAGGAUCUCUUUGGUGAAGAAACUAAUGAAGAAAUGGUCUGUGACUCAGAACCUGACCUUCCGAGAACAGCUAGAGGCUGGGAUCCGCUACUUCGACCUGCGUGUAUCCUCCAAGCCAGGGGAUGCUGACCAGGAAAUCUACUUUAUCCAUGGGCUUUUUGGCAUCAAGGUCUGGGAUGGACUGAUGGAGAUUGACACGUUUCUUACACAGCACCCCAGAGAGAUUGUCUUCCUGGAUUUCAACCACUUCUACGCCAUGGAUGAGGCCCACCACAAACAUCUGGUUCACCGGAUCCAGGAUGCCUUUGGAAACAAGCUCUGCUUGGCCUGCAGUGUGGAGACUCUGACCCUGCAGAUCCUGUGGGAGAAGAAGUGCCAGGUUCUUAUUUUCUACCACUGCCCCUUCUACAAGCAAUACCCCUUCCUGUGGCCCGGAAAGAAGAUCCCAGCACCCUGGGCAAACACCACAAGUGUGCACAAACUCAUCCUCUUCUUGGAGACCACUCUGAGUGAGCGAGCCCCACGCGGAGCCUUCCAUGUCUCUCAAGCGAUUCUCACCCCCAGAGCGAAGACCAUCGCCCGAGGCCUGGUUGGUGGCCUUAAGAACACUCUGGUUCACAGGAAUCUUCCUGCCAUCCUGGACUGGGUAAAAGCUCAGAAGCCUGGGGCCACGGGUGUCAACAUCAUCACGUCUGACUUCGUGGACCUGGUGGACUUUGCAACAACUGUCAUUGAAUUGAACGACCUCCUACAGGAGGAUAGGGCUUUCGCUAAAUGCUGAUUUAACCUUUGAUUUAUCUUAAUGUUGAAUUUGUUGAUCCAGGCUGGAGGUCUCAAGGGUUUUCUGUUAGGAUGGCCCCUGGGCAGUGAUGGCAAAGUGAGUAAGAGGAGGAGGGAGGAGGAGAGUAUUUUGGCCCCUCCUCACACAGCCAUUUGGACAAAAUUACAGUCCGUUUAAUUGCAUUUUUCCCAAUGAGGCUUUUGAAAAACUUAAGUCCAUGGGAAGAAAGCGUGUUUCACGAGCUCAAGGCCAGGAUCUCCUUGAUGGGUUAUGAUGUUGUACAUAAUGUGGAAAUGGAGUCUCCAAGAACCAUCAGGGCAUUGAAUGUCUGUGCCCUACUAGGCCUAGUUCCCUAUUGUCUUCCAGGGUGUUCUGUUUGAGUCAGGGAGGAAACUGAACAAGAAAAACAUUCCUGGUCAAAAGAGUGUCUCCUUGUGGGUGUAGACUGCCGUGUGGGCAGCUCUAACAUCAAGCUUGGCCUUUGAGGGUAGAAAGGGCCAGGCACCAGUUCUCUCUAGACACGUUGAAGGUCACCGCUUCUUUCUUCAGAGAGACAUUUAUCACCGAGGUAUUUCAGCCACAAGUUGUUCUUGCAUAGUUUGUGCUUGGCAACUGGUCAACUCAUUCUUCAGAUAAAUACUGCAUAGCAUCCUCAGUGUCAGAAAUGUGUUUCCCGGUUUUAAAGCAUUGAUUCCUUUCUCUUUUCUUGGCCCUUUCUUAAAAAUGAAAGGAGCAAGGAUGAGAGAUCUUUUCAGCGUGGGGCCCAACAACAGAGAGACAUGCAUGUUUGUUGCACGCCAGAUUUUGUUAUUUAUUUAAUUCUGUAGCUUUUCCCAAAAUGGCUGCCAGGUAAGUACCUGCGUCAUUUUGGCAAAGUCUUCUUUGGAGUGCAAUCCUCAAGCUAGAUCUUGGAAUUGCAUUUCUUUGUUGUCUGCCUUGGACUCCAGUCUGCUUAGCAGGGCCGAACACCUAAGGGGUCUGUGACCCGUGAACACAGACACAAGAGGUGUGGGAAAGUGCAAUGGGUGUAAGGAGGGUGCUCCAAGGGGCUGUGGAGCUGUUCUGUAACUUCUUGAAAACAAGACUACCUCGGGGACAGUUAGGGUGACUUGUGUGUCAUCAAGCAAGAAAUACCCAGUGUUGGAACAUUUCUAGUCCAUGUCCUGAUUGUGCUACUUUCUGCAGGUUGUUUAAAGCUUACUAAUCCACUGCAUGAGGGCUUUGAAACUCGGGAGGGGAUUUUUUUUUUAUUGAUAAGAGGUGCUUCUCUAUAAAGAGCCCUCUUGUUUUUUAUUUAUUUAUUAAUUUAUUUGUAGAUUAAGUAUCUUCAGUGCUUCUUACCUCAAGAGCACUCAUAAAGGAGCUUCCUGAACUUUCUUACCCAGGCCCAAUGUGGCUAUGGUCUUCAGCCCUUAAUAGGACCAUGCCUCUCAGGACUGUGAGUGACCUGUGACUCCCCUGUGGAUGUCCCACUCCCUCAGUCAGGAGGGCGGGCAGUGUUCUUGUGUGAGUGUGGUCCAGAUCUGAGAAGCCACUCCCAAGCCAUGCCCUGGGGCAGAGGAUGAACUGGGUCAAGAAAAACUCUCAAUUCUUGAGGCUUCCAAAAGAGGAUCCUCCAAAAGAGGAUCGAAAAGGAAGCAGCUAGAAACAAAACUGGGCAUGGGAAUAUGUGUUCUUCAGUGCUCCUAAGAACUGUCCAAGAAUCCAUAAGCAGGACUUCACUUCUGGAUUCAUAAGGAGGAAAGGUAAACAUGGCAUCCUGGGUGGAUGUGUGUCUAAAGAUCGCUGGACCUCAUCCCAGCAGUUCCCCAUUUCUAUUUUUUGAUGCUCAUUGCUGGGGGGUGUGCUAGAGGAGCUGGUAAAAGCACUUGCACAGCCCCAACUAUUGGUCUUCCAGCCUUUACUCUCUGUGAAGUAAUUUAAGCCCUGCCCUUUAGCUUCCGCAGCUUGAGGAGGUCACAACACAAAUGCUUCUGGGAAAAUUUGGUAUAACUUUUCCUUUUCUUGCAUUUGAACCCCUCUUCAAAGAGGUUUCUGGGAUUUUAUUGUCAAGUUCUUUAGGGCCUUCUAUGGAAAGGAGUAAGGAAGUGAGUGCCCUCACUUCUCAAUUUUCCUUCAAUUCUGAUAUUAAACUCCAGUGACAAGCUCUGAAAUCCCUGGCCUACCCUCAGGGUUUUAUUUGUUAUUAUUGCUUUAUUUUGGCCUUGUUUUUAAUUCAUAGUCAAUUACUAGGGACUAGACCACUUCCCUUCUUUAACCCUAUGUUACUUGGCAAAGAGAUAAGGAGGCAAGAGGAGAAUUCUUCUCUGUUUUAUUUGAGCCUCAGCUUUGUCCAGGUGCUUGGUGCUAUGAGGCCAGGUGUGUGACAGGUAUCUACGCAGGAUACCAGUGACACUCAAGGGCUGCUGACUGUUCAGUGAAAUGUUUACUUGAUUUUUUCCCUUUAGUUUUAGAAUAUAUAGUUGCACUUGGGUUGUACCAUUUAAGUGGACCUCAGUGUCUGCAUGAUAAAAGUCAUUAAACACAACACAAAAAGCACAGACAGUGGUACCAAGGUCACUUGCACGAAGUCCUGCUGUGUGUGGUGAGUGCAGGCGCUAGCUCCUUCCUGCCGCUUUGGGUGGCCAGCCUGGCUUGCAUUGUGAAAUUCUGCGCAGGAGUUCUGGGAGAUAGGAGGAGGGUUAUGCACAGUUCACCCUGAUAAACACCCUUGAAUUAGCAAGACUUCAGCCCCCAAAAGAGUUACUCAACAUAUUAUAAGGGAUGUGUGUAUUCUGCCUCUUGACAUAAGGCCAAGCAGAGAGACUCAGUGACGGGAUGGAGGGAAAUAGGCUGUGGUUCUGUGACUCACUCCACAACUGCCAGCAAUGAAAGUGGUGACCCAGCCAUAGCGCUGAUUCUCAAAAUUUCUGGGAACCUUUCAGAUCAAACUGUUAUCAUAUUUGCUCAAAAUUAACUUCAAGAUCAGCUGAAAAGCUACUUGAUUGAUUCAAAAGAAGAUGAUAGUAUUCAGGGCCAUAGUUACUCAGAAAAGUGGACUGAGUUUCUUAUGCACUCCCAUGUUUCCAUGGCAUUGUGGCAAAGGGGACCAUUACAGGUUUCAGUUAGAUUAAAGCAGUGUUGAAAGGCUUGAACUUGGAGCCUAUUAGGGGUACCACUGCAGUUCCAUGGGUACAGAAGAUAUUCUUAGGAAUGGACAGAGAAGUCAAGACAGAAUGGGUAAAAUGAUAAAUUAUUGAGGAUUAAAAUUUUACAUUAAUGGCAGGUCUAAAAGGGUCAUGCCAAAAAAUAUUAUAUAUCUGCUGUUUCAGACUCUCUAGUAAUUAUAUUUAAUUACUUUCCUUAGUCCUGAGUCCAGAACCCUGCAUUUUUGAGAAUCACUGUCACAGUUUAAAAGCAGGAUUUUAUAUAAACUUCAAGAAAAGCACAAGAUCUGGGCCCAGGUAACAAUCAAUCUUCAGAAUCCUAGUUAUUCUUUUAUGAGUUCAUAUUCACAUCACAAAGUUUAAGUUUCUGUUCAAGAGUAAUGUAGUGGAGCAUUCUGGAAUUAAAUGCAGCUUUGUGGUGAGUCAGGAUUUUCUGUUUCUGUUCUUUGGAAUCUUACCAUAAGAAAAUACUCCCCAUCGAGCCAUUAUUGCAGCCCAGCCAGAAGGUUUGGUGCAAAGCACACAGCAGAGACACUGAAGGGCUGAAGACUGAAAUGAAACCACCUGUUUUCCUGGGAAGCAAAAGGGCUGCACAAAUCCAGACCAUCUGACAGAAUCUGUUCACAGUGCAGAGGAAGUUCUGUGAUGUCCUUUAUUGGCUGACUGUGGAUGUUUACCCUGAGGUUCUGCAAAAAAACGGAACUGGCUAACAAAUGAGGCACAGCCAUGGGACCCUCUCCCCUGGCUGGGCAACGGAGUGAUCCUGGGCUAGAUCUGCCUUGGUUCUUUCAUCUGGAAUAAAGAUGCCAUCUGCUACUUUAGUGCUGUUUUGCAAACCUUUGUCAAGUAGCUCCCCAAAAUAUCAGGCCCCCAAUGGUAAGGUUAAAUGCCAUAUAUUAAUGAGGUUGUACAGUUGUGUUUCUUCCUCAUGUGGCAUGUGGGGAGAAAUGCUACUUAGCUUCAUUUCACAAAGGCGCCCCUGUUAGGCGUUGUCAGUUCAAUCCCAUGGUUGAGGCAAUUCAUCAGUAGUCUAGAGGUAUUCUCCAUCUCGUUCCUUCUCAUCUCCUUCAGAGGAUACCGCUUUCUCCUCUUGUCUUCUGGCCAUCCUCUGUCACCUGCUGAGGACUAUUAAUUACAGGAUGUUGACAGAACUUACAGUAAAAGGCACAUACAGUCAAUGAUGGCCUAACACGCUCUUAUCAGAGUGUUUUUUGCUCCUUACUCUCCUCAAAUGCAUGAUUCAGCACCCCUCCCCACUUCCACCCAACCACUAGAACUAUACCUGAUUGGAGCCCAGAACUUGCGGCCAGUACUUCAUUCAGAUAUCAGGGGCUUGGCACAACCUUUGAGCCCAACCAGAAGCACAGCACUUUGAAAAGUCAAAUAGGCCUUCGGUAGCUUUGGACAUUUGCAGUUUUACAUUUGUUAUUAGUUUAUAGCGCUAAUAACAGUCAUGAAUCUAUAAUAUCAACAUGAUAAAUCUUAGUCAUAUUCUAGAGACAGUGGUACUUUGCUGCUAUUAUACUUACUAAUUUAUACCCCAGUUAAUAAGUAUUACAUAUAGAUUGUAUAUGCAUCAUUGUAUUGUGUGUGCAUAAAUAUAGUGUACAUGCCAACUGUAAUACUUCACUGAUUAGCAUUUUAAAAUACAAUAGUCCCCUCUUAUCUGCAGAGGAUAUGUUGCAAGAUCCCCAGUGGAUGCCUCAAACUGUGGAUAGUGAUGAUAAUGGACCUAUAUAUGCUAUGUUUUUUCCUGUACGCACAUACCUUUUCACUUAAAGAAAGCACUUUAUGGCUUCUCUUUGGCGUAUCUGAAUUGCCAGCAUGACUACUCUUGCACUUUAGGGCGGUUAUUUAGUAAAAUAAGGGUGACCCGAACACAAGCACUGCAGUACUGCGAUAGUCAAUCUGAGAACCUGGAAAGCUACCAAGUGAGUUGAGGGCAGGCACUGUGCAUGCAGCUCGGAGCCCCUGGGCAAAGGGAUGAGUCAUCCUGGGGGGGGAUGGAGCAGCUCGGCUCAAGAUUCAUCAUGCUACUCAGAGCUGCGCAAUUUUAAACUUAUGAAUUGUUUAUUUCUGGAAUCUGACUUUUUUUCCGACUAUUGUUGACCAUGGAUGAGUGAAACCAUGGAAAGCAAAACCUUGGAUGAGGUUGGACUACUGCACACAGAUUGUCAUAUUGAAAAUACGUCUUGGUAAAUUCAGAGGGUGUGUGAAUCUGAAAAUGCCCUAUUAGAUAUUAUAUUUUGUCCUCUUUGCUUGUUUUAUAUUACAGUGCAUGCUGUUUGCUAAAUUAAGUAAAAUAAUAGUAAAUUAUACCAAUUUUAAGGUUAGAAUUAAAUUUUUACAUAUAUGCUGCUUGAUACGCUGAAAUAUAUUUGGUGGCAUAAUUAUUCAUAUACAUUUCACUUGGCUUCCUUCCUCUAGGAAAUAAUGACUCAAAUAUAUCUCUCUACUUCUGUCUUGUGACCUGAAUCAUACUGCUUAAUUUAAACUGAAGCAUAAUAAAGCCAGAUUACCUCAUUUUAACUGUGAAAAAAUUCAAUAGAUAUGAUGAUAUGAUGUCUUUUCUUGUAUUUGAUUUGAACUACCUAAAUAAGCUUAAAUCUAAUAAUAAAUAUGAAACUU